Molecule: messenger RNA, 3158 nt
Organism: Trachymyrmex cornetzi
Lineage: Eukaryota; Metazoa; Arthropoda; Insecta; Hymenoptera; Formicidae
Product: zinc finger protein 91
Exons: 7
Coding region: 292-2688 (798 amino acids)
Biological process (GO): regulation of transcription by RNA polymerase II
Cellular component (GO): nucleus
Molecular function (GO): DNA-binding transcription activator activity, RNA polymerase II-specific; RNA polymerase II cis-regulatory region sequence-specific DNA binding
Source: RefSeq, a predicted model, not a curated record
UGUGUGCGGCAUUUGUUUGCGCUGAAGUUCGUCUCUAAUGGAUUUGUUAUCGCGGUGACCAGGUUCUGGACCGCUGUGAGGGGGAAGGAGAGGACGGCCUGGUUCGACGUGUGCACAAUUUCGCCGGAUAUUUGGCAGACGAAAUGAUAUUGCCGCAGAUACGUUUCUGCAAAGACUUCUCGUCGACGUUCCGCGUUAGGUUAAAUCACCCGACCGAAUUGUAGAUUAUUUCACGGCACAACCAGAGCUGCGUCCGAUUGUCCGAAUCUGGUGAAGCACGACGGCUUAAUUAUGGGCACGCUAAACCUCAUCUGCCCCAUGUGUUGCGGAGAGACCUUCAAUAAUACUCAGUCCCUUAAAUACCACUUGCUAAGCAUGACUGACAAUCUCUAUUGUCCGGGCUGUUCGCAGCGUUCCGACUCUGUGACGGCGCUCAUUCAGCACCUGGACAUGUGCGAGCACGAUUUGAGGUACAGGAUGAAGCCUGAGAUUCUUACGGACAAGUUCAGAAAAGGCGGAAAGGAGCCUGAAAUCAAAAUGGAUCUGCUAUUGGAUGUCAAGGGACAACAGCUUAAUCGAGGCUUCCUGGCAACCAUGGGCAACAACGGAGUAGUCAUAAUGAGCAAUCCGCAAACGAUACAAAUGGACGAGAAUGGAGAGAUUAAAGUCGUAGAAAAGAUGGACACGGAAGAAACGCAACCAGAUCAAAAUUCUCUGGAUUUCAAGAUGUCCGAAGGACUCAUCGGUGACGUUGGUGGAGCGCAAAGAAGACUGCAGUCGUCGCAAGGAUUGGUGGCUAUCCCCAUAUCGAAUCCGGACCGCAAGGUGUUGAUGGAGAAGAACAUAAUUGCUGUGUUACCAGAUAAUUCCGAACUCCUGGAUGGGACCGAGACCACUACCCUGAUUGAUGUGGAUCGUAUAAAUGAGGCAACAGAGAUUGACGAGGUUGAUCUUCUGCGUGUCAAGCGAGAGCUGUGCGAGUUUGAAUCUGACGCUGUAUACAGUUGCACCAGUUGCGAAAUGAGCUUCAACUCCGUCUUAGAUCACAUCAAGCAAUUCCACGAUGGCCAGGAGGUUUUGUUGGAGAUGGCGGAACAGAUGAACGAUCUGGCGACAACAAGUCCGGCGGUAUCCGAAAACUCGGAGAAUAUGGUGAACCCACGGCAGCGGCAAACGAUGAACACACUGCGCACGGAAGAAUGUGUGGACAGUGAGGGUAGGCUCUACACCAGAAAAGUGGUGCAAAUUGAGAGAUUCUGGGACCGUACUCCGGUUCAGGUCACGACGCCGCAAUCGGUGAAGGCUCCGAUGAUCGAGAAAUUCUUUUCGAACGUGGAGGGUGUCAAGGUACGAGACAAACGCCUGGCGACCGCAUCGGUGCGAAUGUACAAGUGCAAUCAGUGCCUGCAGCAGUUCUCCAAGUUGGGUAACUUUCGCGUGCACGCCUGUCUCGGUGGCAAUAAUCGUUGCGAACACUGCGACCAGAGCUUCGCGACCCCCAGGGCUUUGCAACUCCACGCGAAGGUGCACGAUGGCGAAGCUGAUUCGAACCAGAAGACGUUUGUCUGUACCACGUGCGGUACCGAAUUUUGCUCUCACAAAAGCUUACGGUUGCACUCGAGGAUGCACGCGCCAGUGAGGGCCAGACACGUCGAUGCACCUGAAGGCACUCCUAACGCAACUUUCACUUGCCCCGAAUGUGGCAAAACGCUCUCUGAGUCGUACAAAGACGCGCAUAUGGCGCUGCAUACAGGCGACUCGGUGACAUGCACCGUUUGCAACCGGAAGUUCGAUUCCGCGGAAAGUCUAGCAAUGCACGCGGCAGUGCACGUCGAGCAGACACCCUCGCGGUCGCCCACUCCACAAACUUUACUUUCAUCCGUGGAGGCAACGACGUCAGCGACGAUGUCAGCGGUGACGUCGACGACGACGAUGGCGUCGACGAUCGUCGCGACAUCAACUACGUCGAUAACAACAGCAACAACGACGGUGACAAUGGCAGAUCCUGGCGACAGUCAGAAACCCUAUCAGUGCCAGCAUUGCGGUCGCAGGUUCACCAGACCACAUGAGAAAGUCAAGCACGAACGAAUUCAUACUGGGGAGAAGCCACAUGCUUGUGAGGUUUGUGGCAAGACCUUUCGUGUGUCCUACUGCCUGACCCUUCACAUGCGCACACAUACAGGUGUGAGGCCCUACGCUUGUCAGCAUUGCGGAAAGCGCUUCAAGGCAUCCUCCGUCUACAAUCAUCACCUGCUGACUCACGGUGAGGAGCGUGCCUACACAUGUCCGUACUGCCCAAAGACGUUCAAAACGCGGGUGCAGCUGGCCGGCCACAAGAACAGCCACACGAAGCCAUUCCGGUGCACCGAGUGCUCGCGGCCGUUUGCAUCGCUCUAUGCCGUCCGCGCGCACAUCCAGACUCAUAAAAAAGACAACAAUCUCAAGUUUAGCUGCUAUGUAUGCGGCGCGUCGUACGGUCGGGCAUUCGCCCUCAAGGACCACCUGAAGCAGCACGGCCAGGACGUGCUAGCGCUACCGGAGCCAGCGCGGGAGGAGGAGGUGCACGAGAACUUUCUCCUCGGCGAGGAGGAGAUCGAGGAGGAAGAGUUCGCAGCCCCAACGCCGCCACCACCGCCGACUCCGCUUCCCGUCGUCGCGCGCCCUUCUGGCGUGAACGAUACCGACUGAAGUCAAUUAUUGCAAUUUGAUUCUAGUCGCAGAAUUGUAGCGCGUUCCGUAAGCUCGUCAUAAGCUUGCCGUAAGCCUACGUUGACUGUUCGUGGAGACUGGAGGAUUCGUUAUUUUCACGCUCGCCGUGUUGAAACCUUCACGCGAAAGUUUCUGUACGUUUAUGCGUACACGUUCCGCGAGUCGUUGCGUGAAGUCAGAGCGGAUUUUUUUUACCAAAACCAAUCGCGAUUGAUUGGGAUCUAAUUGUAUGUAAGCGUUGUUGACUCGUUGAUAAAGUUUAUUCGUUCGUAUUUCUCGUGCCGUUCGUCGUUUUCAACACGAAUUCGUGAGCUUAAUUUGUGAGUCGGAAGAUCACUAGAAGCAACUUUAAUCUACAAAUGUAAGUUGCAUUAUCUCGCCCGAUUCAAUUAGACAUGAUUACGCAAGAAUAUUGCCAAUUAAUUGGAGUAUGGGUGUUCAAUUAAUUU